UACCCAUGUGAAGGCUACCUUGAAGUCUACCAUAACAACAUAUCGGGUUAUGUUGGGGAUACACACUGGGACAAGAACACUGAAAAAGUGGUUUGUAAGAGCACUCACUGUGGGGAAACCUGUGGAGAACCCAGUAAUAGACAUUCUUAAGCCUUCUGAAGACAGACCGAUCUGGCUCAAUGAACUGAAGUGUGAAGGACACGAGAGCGCUCUGUGGAAAUGUAAACAUCCUGGUUGGAAGUCCAGCUAUUACUCAAAGCUCACAGUGAAAAAACUUAAGUGUUCAAGUAAUAUCACAUUGAGCCUGGAUAGACACAAAUGUGCUGGAGCUGUCAAGUACUCCAUUGAUGGCAAACCUCCGGGUUACUUUUGUAACAACAGCACUGGUAAAAAAGAAGCCAGGCUUCUGUGUAAAAAUCUCGGGUGUGGUGGACUCAGAGAAAUUCCUCCCUCAGAGAGUAUGGUUAGUGAUAAUUUCAGGGACUCAUCAAAGAUGAAGAUCGAUUGUUCAGCCUUUAAAAAUGCAGAUCCAGAUCAUCUGUGGCAGUGUGUGAAUGGCGAACAGGACAAUUCAGCAUCAUGCAAACCUGUUUCUGUCAUAUGUGAAGGUUAUACGAGACUGCAGCUCAAAGGAAACCAGUCAAAUGUGUGUUCUGGGCAGCUGGAAAAAGAAGAAAAUAACAACUGGGUACCUGUUCAACAGGACAACUUUGAUUUUGAUGUGUGCCAGCAAAUGCACUGCGGUAACUCUCUCAGCCCAAACAACCGCACAAACAAAAACCUUAAUGUGACAUGCACAGAUAAAGUUAAAGUAGUUCUGAAGCACUCUGGCAAAGACAGCAAGUGCUAUGAACAUCAGAAUUCAGGAGGGAUAAUGGACCAUGUGAGCUGCAAAGGCAAUGAGUCCUCACUGUGGCACUGUCAGGCUCAGCAUGGCAAGAACAUCCAGUGUUCAAAACAACCUUAUGUGGUGUGUUCAGGCAGUGUGGAGGUGAAACUGGCAGAUGGUCCUGGAAGAUGUGCUGGAAGAUUGGAGAUAAAGCAUGAGGGCCAGUGGAAGAAAGUUCCUGUAAAAGGAUGGACAGACGCUCAAUCAGCAGCUGUCUGCAAACAACUGCAAUGUGGGGAAAAAGGCAAAACUGAAAAAUUCAGUCAGGGUUCUGGUAGCUUCCUGUCAAUAACGUGUCCGAGAAAUAAGAAGAUAUCAAAGAUAUCUGAGUGUUUAACAGAAAACUCAAACAACCAAUUUUCGGAUCGGGAAGCGGAAGCAGCUGGAAUCACCUGUGAGGGUCACAAGGUGGUGUUUUUAAGUGGAACCUGUUCUGGUCAUGUGGGGAUAGAGCAUGGCAGAGAAAUCUACUGGCUCUCUGGGUCUAAAGAGACAUGGAACCAAGAGUCUGCAGACACAGUGUGUCAGCAGAUGCAUUGUGGGAACGCUGCAAACUUUUCUUUCAAUUCUAGGGCUGAUAUGAUUAAUAAAGUUUGGAAAAACUCUUUUAGCUGCUCAUCCAGAGAAAACUCUCUUUUUGAGUGUAACCAAACUACACCUCUGCCUCCUGACCACCAUAAUUCUACUGCCUAUGUGAAAUGUUCAGGAAAUAUUGAGAUGAGGUUGACGAACAGCUGCUGGGGAAAAGUCAGGAUUCGUGUAGAAGAGAAGGAAGGAGAUAUGUGUGGAGACACCUGGACAGAAGACAAGUCUGUGAAGCUGUGUGAAAAGAUGAACUGUGGGAUGCCCAUAAAAGCCCACAACAGUCCCAAAGAUGGUGAUAUCCUCUUUAAGAGUUUACACCCGACAAAUCAGACUACUGACCUGACACAGAGCAUCUUUGUCAAAAACCAGGACAAUGAUAAGUCCUGUAAACAAAAACCAGCCUAUGUUGUUUGCUCAGGUAGUGUCAAGCCCAGAUUUAGCAUUCCCAGUUACAAAUGCUUUGGAAACGUAGAGGUGGAGUAUGAGGGGAAGUGGAUCCCUGUGUGCGAGGAUGCUCUCAAAGACACUAACAAUGGAAACACCAUCUGUCAGGAGCUUAAAUGUGGUGAUGCUGUCGAAACUCUUCCCUACUUUGGACCUGCACCAGCAGAUAAAUUAGCCAUUUCAAACCUAAACUGCAUUGCAAAUGCUAACAGUCCAUUAUCUGCAUGCAGCAGUAUUACUGCUUCUACAGCUGCCUGCAAACACAGUGGCCUCCGAUGCUCUGAAUGGAGGACGAUGGUACCUGACAAAAAGGCCUGUAGUGGAACAGUGUUGGUUCACUGGAGACAGGGACUCAGUGCUGUUUCCAGAGAAAACUUCAAUGAAACUGAGAAGGAAAAGCUUUGCCAGGAUAUGGACUGUGGUGGAUACCAAUCAACAAAUGAAAUCCACCCCCAAACAAUUGAAAUAGAUUCUUUUUGGAACAAAAGCUUCAGCUGUGGUGAAAAUCCAGGAAGCAUUUGGGAAUGUGAAAAUAAAACCACACCCUCAAGGAAUGAGCCUGUCUUUAUUGAAUGCAAAAGUAAGAUUUAUAUCAGCAGGACUGAUCUUAAAUGA
Messenger RNA from Maylandia zebra (zebra mbuna), 2533 nucleotides. The record is from RefSeq and is a predicted model, not a curated record. Lineage: Eukaryota; Metazoa; Chordata; Actinopteri; Cichliformes; Cichlidae.